Molecule: messenger RNA, 588 nt
Organism: Dibothriocephalus latus
Lineage: Eukaryota; Metazoa; Platyhelminthes; Cestoda; Diphyllobothriidea; Diphyllobothriidae
Source: the annotation of a GenBank genome assembly
AUGCACCCUAGAGAUAGAAAGCUGCAGACGGCAGCUCUUUUGUUCUUGGCUUCGUUAAUUGCAUGGACAGGCCUCACCGAGGCAGCUGUCCUGCCCAGGUCCGCAGCGUCGGAGAAGCUGGAGGUUCACUGUAUUGAGGAGUACGGAAAGUACUGUGGUGGAAAACUGAGUGGAUUCAGAUUCAGCGAUGGUUGCCGUGUUUGCAAGUGCGAGAAGACCGCUGUCCUCUGCAAAAAGGGUCCCUGCAAAUUCUUUGCCGGACUUGACGAGGACGCACUGGACUACUGCGAUGGAGUCCUCUUACGUAACGCAGUAGCCUAUAAGGAAUUCACAAGAAAAGCCAAAGCCGAGAAGCAGAAACAGCAGACGGUACAGGGGCCCAAAAUCGACGCACGCAGCCUCAAGUUCAACAUCAAGUAUGAAACCAGACCGAAAACUAAGAAGGAGGAGCAGGCAAUCAAACAUGAGAUGAUCGGUGUCCUGCAGGAUCAAAUGAAGGGCGCAAUUCAGCAGACAAUGCAGGAGGCUGUCAAAAAGCAGUUAACUGAAAAGCAACGUCCCAAUGCCGUCGCGGUAGCUCCGGGUAGC